This is a messenger RNA of Uloborus diversus, 315 nucleotides long. Its product is annotated as fatty-acid amide hydrolase 2-like. The coding region runs from base 1 to 315 and encodes 104 amino acids. NCBI's taxonomy places the organism in Eukaryota, Metazoa, Arthropoda, Arachnida, Araneae, Uloboridae. The record is from RefSeq and is a predicted model, not a curated record. The transcript has a single exon.
AUGGCUGGCAAGUCCAAGCACACCUUCCCCGUCAUUUGCUUAGCCAUCCUCGACAGAUACCCCAGAAACUACGACCCGAAACUAGCAGAACCUUUCUUCCAAAUGCGCGAAGAACUUCUAACAGAAUUCAAUGAACAUCUUGGCGACGAUGGAAUCUUCCUUUAUACAACCUAUCCGGAUGUAGCCCCAUACCACAUGGAAAUGUUCUUCAGGCCGUUCAGUGUGGGCUACUGCAUCAUAUUCAACAUUCUGGGCUUGACAGUGACGCAGUGUCCCGUGGGCCUUGGGUCUAAAGGAAUGCCUUUGGGCAAGUAG